AGAAAAGAUAUAGAUGGCUAUUUCCUUUUUCUUAAUGACAAAGCCUCAGAAGAUUAUUGCAGCUGCGCAAACCAACUUGUCAGUGUUGUCCAAUCUACUACCCAAUCAACACCAGCAGCACGUAUUGUUAAAGGAGAAAACUAGGAGGUUCUACCUGUAGUAAUAAAAGGAUUGUGGAAGAUCUAAGGCGGGGUCAAGCAGUAAUUGUGGUUUACUAUGUUUCAUAUCAGAGUGAAGAAGAGCUCGGCUAGGGCUGUUUUACUGGCACACCUGAUGAAGUUUGCAUUUCCAUUUGAAUCUAAGCAGACAACCAGACAUGAUUCUUUCUACUUAUCACACCAUCCAGUCUGUUUUCUGCUGCUGCUGCUGCUGUGCAGUGCAAAAAAGAGCAAUGAGAACAAAAAUGAACCUGGAUCCUGAUUCUGACCUGUACUCAGCCUCACAAUCAGAUGUUUCCUAUGCAUCUACUUGGAAGUGCAGGCGUAAGAGGCAAGUGCAGUUUAAGAACAAGCCAUUACCUCCUCUACCUGCCAAGGCCUUGGAAGACUACACAAAAAAACCCAGAGUUAUUGCACUCUAUGACUUCUCUGCUAGAGGACCCUUGGAUUUACCACUCAAGAAGUCAGAAGAAUACAUUAUCCUUGAACAGGAUGAUCCUCACUGGUGGAAGGCAAGAGACCGACAUGGGAAUGAAGGUCUAAUUCCCAGCAACUACAUUACUGAGAACAAUAAAAGUAAUUUAGAAACAUAUGAAUGGUACUGCAAAAACAUAAACAGAAGACAGGCAGAACUUCUCUUGCGCCAGAAGUCCAAAGAAGGCACAUUUGUUGUCAGAGAUUCAAGCCAUCGGGGGCUUCUUACGCUGUCCAUGUAUUCACGGGCUAAAGGAAACCACAGUGGAGAUAUUCGACAUUAUCAAAUCAAGAAAAACCACCUGGGACAAUAUUACGUAGCAGAAAAAUAUCUCUUUUCAUCUGUUCCUGAACUCAUUGAGUAUCAUCAACACAAUGCUGCAGGUCUUAUUACUCGUCUCCGACAUCCAGUUGGAUCAGCUGGAUGUUCUUCACCGGCAACAGCAGGAUUUAGUUAUGAGGAGUGGGAAUUAAACCCAUCUGAACUGAUGUUUGUGAAAGAACUUGGGCGAGGGCAGUUUGGAGUUGUUCAUUUGGGGAAAUGGCAAAGAAUCACCAAGGUUGCCAUCAAAACAAUCAGUGAAGGUGCAAUGUCUGAAGAUGAUUUCAUUGAGGAGGCCAAAGUAAUGAUGAAACUCUCCCACCCAAAGCUGGUCCAGCUUUAUGGUGUGUGCACACAUCACAAGCCUCUCUGUGUUGUGACUGAAUUCAUGGAAAAUGGCUGCCUGCUCAAUUACCUUCGGCAAAGGCAAGGGAAACUCAGCAGAGACAUGCUGCUGAGCAUGUGCCAGGAUGUGUGUGAAGGGAUGGAAUACCUGGAAAGAAACAGCUUUAUUCACCGUGAUUUAGCUGCAAGAAACUGUCUAGUCAAUGCUCAACACAUUGUUAAAGUGUCCGACUUCGGCAUGUCGAGGUAUGUCAUUGACAAUGAAUAUAUCAGCUCUUCAGGUGCCAAGUUUCCAGUCAAAUGGUCAUCUCCUGAAGUCUUUCAUUUCAAAAAAUAUAGCAGCAAAUCAGAUGUCUGGUCAUUUGGUGUACUGAUGUGGGAAGUUUUCACAGAAGGUAAAAUGCCUUUUGGAAGUAAAUCAAAUUUUGAAGUUGUCCAUGAGAUCUCUCAGGGUAACCGACUUUAUCGACCACAUUUGGCAUCACAUACAGUGUACAAAGUCAUGUACAGCUGCUGGCAUGAGAAACCUGAAGGACGUCCUACUUUUGCAGAGUUAAUAGAGACCCUCACAAAUAUAACAGAGAUGGGAUAACUGCAGAUUUUACAUGAAUGUAUUUACUGAAAGGUUGACAUUAAGCAUGUCAAUAAUGUAGCUGAUAUGGAAAACCUCAGCCUUUUUACAGCAGUCUCCACUUAAACUGCAGUACCAGCAUCCUGCAUACUGAAGCAGCUGUUCAGGCUUGGCCUAAUUUUCACUAAUUUGAGAAAGAUACUUCAGGAGACUGGUUUGGGACUCUCAAGGCUUUGUUUUUAUGAUUAGGAAUAAAAAUCUGUCUGAAAAGAAGUAACCAAGCUUACUCACCUUAUAGGCCUCCUGUUUAUUCUUUUUGUCAGAGCUACACUAAUUCCUGUAACAAUAUUAUUAUUUAGUACUUAAUAUGACUCAUGCACUGGGAAGUACUUACUAGCAGCAGCAAAAAUUAUAGCAGAACUUCUGACAAAGCUCUAGCUAAGUCAUGUUUAAAUAUAAGCCCUUUGGCUGCAAAAGCAUCCAGCACUGAAGAAAUGGAACAGCAUUUCAGAAGGGGCAACAAGCUAAACAACCAGCCUCUAGAGCAGCAUCUGCACUUGUGCCUGUACCCACUGCUGCUGAUAAAGGUGGGCAAGGGUAGAAAAGUGAACAGACAUCACUUAGCAGCUUAGCAUCACAAAUUUUGAAUUUCCAGAAGAUGAUGUCAUCUUUGGGUUGCACCCAUUCCUGGCAUUAAUCACUUGCCUUUACUGCAAUUAUAUUUUGAUAGUUAUCAUACCUGCAGAAAGGAAGUUCUUAAUCCUAUUGUUUGAACUUUUGUGUGUGCCUCCAAACACACUUUUAAGGCAUUUCUCCUUCAAGGGAAGCAUAAUAUCCCUAUCACUUCAUGUCAUCGCCUAGAAGAAUUGCCCCCAGCUGGUAUCAGUGUUUAGUUCUAUAAUCAGCUCAUUUAUGAGCAUUCAGUUCCUGAUCAGACCUAUGCCUAAAUACAGAUCUAUAUCACACAUUGAGCUCACCACAAUAUUACACCCAGGCCUCAGAAGUAUAAGGCUUUUCACCAGAUGAUUGAUACACUACAAAUGUGAAAAUUAAACUGUCUCUGCAAUAUAUAAGUACAUGGGGACUUUGAAUCCUGUGUGAGGCAUCUUUUUUAAUAGCUCUUGUAAAUCUGGUUUUGCCACAUUUAUUACUGCAAAUUAAUAUGUAAUCUACUACAGUACCAUGCAAUAAAAAGCUCUGGUAGGUUUAUGUACUCAAAUCACCCUGCUUAUGGUUCACUGAGUUGUCCCAUGGUGAA
Molecule: messenger RNA, 3128 nt
Organism: Apus apus (common swift)
Lineage: Eukaryota; Metazoa; Chordata; Aves; Apodiformes; Apodidae
Product: tyrosine-protein kinase TXK-like
Exons: 16
Coding region: 317-1891 (524 amino acids)
Biological process (GO): integrin-mediated signaling pathway; tissue regeneration; regulation of platelet activation
Molecular function (GO): ATP binding; protein binding; non-membrane spanning protein tyrosine kinase activity
Source: RefSeq, a predicted model, not a curated record